Phyllopteryx taeniolatus (common seadragon) is the source of this 4911-nucleotide messenger RNA. RefSeq names its product transmembrane O-mannosyltransferase targeting cadherins 2b (gene tmtc2b). The transcript is spliced from 12 exons. Bases 354 to 2888 code for a protein of 844 amino acids. Gene Ontology annotation, biological process: protein O-linked glycosylation via mannose. Gene Ontology annotation, molecular function: mannosyltransferase activity; protein binding. Gene Ontology annotation, cellular component: endoplasmic reticulum membrane. The record is from RefSeq and is a predicted model, not a curated record. Lineage: Eukaryota; Metazoa; Chordata; Actinopteri; Syngnathiformes; Syngnathidae.
CAGCAUCAAGAGUGCGGAUCCUCCUGUGGAAGGGAAGGCGUGUGAAACCGUUGCGUCGUCACACGUUGACUAAACGUUUCUGCUGUAUGAUUUUUUUUUUUCUUUUUUUCUCUCUCCUCCUCUCCUUGGCGAAGUUCCAGCGAGAUAAAGAGCUCUCCGCCUCUCAGCCAACAUGGGUUAGACACGCCGCGACCCGUGCAGUGUCCACUCGGUGCACUUGAAGCGAGGAUGGGGGGAACCGCACAGACACCCUGACAAAGGCAGCGACUGCGAGGGGAACACACGUUUGGGAUUUUGCAAUCUUUGAUUCUUCUUUUGAGUUCUACUGUUGGACCCACGUCAGGCGAAGAGAGAUGUUUGCAGAAUUGCUGUGCAGCGCCGCGGCUCUGGUCCUGUACGUCAACACUCUGGGAGCAGAUUUCUGCUACGAUGACAGCCGCGCAAUCAAGACCAAUCAGGACCUGCUUUCAGAAACACCCUGGACAAAUAUCUUCUAUGAUGACUUCUGGGGCACCUUGCUCACACACAGUGGCAGCCAUAAGUCUUACCGCCCCCUCUGCACCCUCUCCUUCCGUCUCAAUCAUGGUGCUGGUGGGCUGGACCCUUGGGGUUACCACCUGGUGAAUGUGGCCUUCCACGGGGCGGUGACUGGCCUUUUUACACGGCUGGCUCAACUGCUGCUUGGAGGAGGCUUGUGGGGCCUCCUGGCCGGCCUGCUGUUCGCCUCUCACCCCAUCCACACAGAGGCGGUGGCGGGUGUUGUGGGCCGAGCCGAUGAAGGAGCUGCCUUGUUCUUCUUGCUGUCCCUGCUUUGUUACAUGCGUUACUGUAAGCUGCGCGGCAACGCUGGACCACUGCGGCUUGUGGCUUGGUUCCUUGGCAGUCUGGGCUGUGCUGCAUGCAGCAUGCUGUGGAAGGAGCUGGGAGUGACUGUGCUGGCCUUAUCGGCACUCUAUGACAUCUGCAUUUUGCACAGGCUCAAACUGCGACAGGUUACCAUGCUUCUGUAUAAGAGAAAUAACGUCCAGCUGCUGCUGAAUGUAUUUCUGCUGGCAGCGUGGGGCGCGACCCUGUUGGCCGGCCGCUUAUACUGGAUGGGUAACAAGCCCCCAAGCUUCUCGAACUCUGACAACCCAGCAGCAGACUCCCCCUCCCUCCUCGCCAGGACACUGACCUUUUUCUACCUGCCUGCCAUCAACUUUUGGCUUCUCCUCUGCCCCAACACACUCAGCUUUGAUUGGUCGAUGGACACCCUACCUUUGAUCAAGAGCCUUGCUGAUUGGAGGAACGCUCAUACACUCAUCUUCUAUUUGGGAUUGCUGCUGCUGUUUUGGUUCAGUGUGUGGAAGCAGCCAAGAGCUAAGGGCAAGGACAGUAAUGGUAAAGCUCAUGUGUUUACGAAUGGAAGGAAUGUGAACAGCAAUGGGCACAAUUACCAGAAUAAUGCACAUGAACAUGUGAACAACUCUUGCAAGAAGACUUACAUUAAUAGUGUACAGAACGGUACCAAAAGGCUCCAUGAGAGCAGGACAUCGCUGCCCACCACGGAAAAUGUUGUGGUGUUCUCCCUUGGGCUUUUGGCUAUCCCUUUCCUCCCUGCCACAAACCUCUUUUUCUACGUGGGCUUUGUAAUCGCAGAAAGAGUACUCUACAUCCCCAGCAUGGGAUUUUGCCUGCUGGUAGCUGUGGGGUUGAGGUCUCUGUAUGUCCGACUGAGAAACAGGUCCUCAAGGACCUUGUUGGUUUACUGCAGCGCAGCUGUGAUUUUGCUUUUUGGUGCCAAGACUGUUUUGAGGAACCGGGACUGGCGGAAUGAAGAGAUGCUCUACAAGUCAGGGAUUUCUGUCAAUCCUGCUAAAGCGUGGGGCAACCUGGGAAACGUCCUGAAGAGCCAGGGAAAGAUGGAGGAGGCAGAGCAGGCGUACAGAAAUGCUCUCUAUUAUCGCAGUAACAUGGCUGACAUGCUGUAUAACCUUGGUUUGCUGCUUCAGGAGAGCAACAAGUUCUCAGAGGCACUUCACUACUAUAAGCUGGCAAUUGGGAGCCGGCCAACUCUGGCCUCGGCCUACUUGAACACAGGCAUCAUCCUGAUGAAUCAGGGUCGCCUGGAGGAGUCCAAGCGUACCUUUCUAACUUGUGCCGACAUCCCGGACGAGAACCUGAAGGACCCCCAUGCCCACAAGAGCUCGGUCACCAGCUGCCUGUACAAUUUGGGGAAGCAGCUCCAUGAGCAGGGGCAACAAGAGGAGGCCCUCUCCAUCUUUAAACAAGCAAUACAGAAGAUGCCAAGGCAAUUUGCACCGCAGAGCCUCUACAACAUGAUGGGAGAGGCCUAUAUGAGACUAAACAAACUGACUGAAGCCGAACACUGGUACCGAGAGUCCCUGCGAGCCAAGCCGGACCACAUUCCUGCACACCUCACCUAUGGAAAACUCCUGGCUACGACAGGGCAGAAAUCAGAAGCAGAGAGGUACUUCUUGAAGGCCAUCCAGCUGGAUCCCACAAAGGGCAACUGUUACAUGCAUUAUGGUCAGUUUUUGUUGGAAGAAUCGCGCCUGCUGGAAGCGGCAGAGAUGGCGCAGAAAGCGGCGCACUUCGACAGCGGGGAGUUCGAUGUGGUCUUCAGUGCCGCUCACAUGCUCAGACAAGCCAGCCUGACUGUAGCAGCUGAGAAGUAUUACGGACAAGCAGCAAACCUGAGACCAAACUAUCCUGCAGCCUUGAUGAACUUGGGAGCCAUCCUACACCUCAAUGGGAAACUUCAAGAAGCUGAAGCUAAUUACCUCCGAGCACUGCGCCUCAAACCAGAUGACACCAUCACCCAGUCCAACUUGCGUAAGUUGUGGAACAUCAUGGAGAAACAAGGCCUGAAGACCACGAGCCCUUAAACUCCUGUUGCCUGCCUCCUUGGCACACGGAUGACACUCGAGUUGCUCAUCUUGUUGACAUGGACGAGACUCAGGGAGGACAUUUGCAAAUACAGAGAGGUCUUGAUGGUGGCCUCGCACCCUCGUCACGGCUCCUGCGUAUACCUUAACUUUUGACAGAAACAUUGUCAGAAGUUUGGUUGUCAUUGUAGCUCUUUUUUUUUUUCUAACUACAGCACUUGAAAUGAAGGUGGUAAUGUGGUACCAUCCUUUAACAUCGGGAAGGAAUUUGAAGAAAUGAGAUGGCGUUCUCUAUCACCUUUUAAUGAAUAAAAUAUUUCAUCCGUCAGUACACGGAGACAAUCGGGAUGCUAAUAAAGAAUGCUACCCAAAACGUCAAUAAAGAAUAGUUGAGGUGAAACUUCAAAACAAACAUCAUAGUAUGAAGAAAUAUGGACGGUGGAAUGUUUUAGACUUGAAAAGGGAAUUAUUUAUUCGCUGUUGCAGCACAAUAAAAGCCUCGAAGAGUUAAAUGUAGUAUAUUUGUUGCCAAUUACAGUUUAUAGAUUAGGCGUGAAAAUGUAAAAGGGAGAAGGACCCAGGACCUGUGUGAUAUUUAUUAUGCCUUCUGAUAAAAUCAUUGAGACUUUUUUUUUUUUUUUUUUUUUUUUUUAGCAGUCGAAAACAUUUCUAAACUUCUACAGAAAUGAAGUCUUCAUGCAACAAGUAGGGAGCUAUAAAUGGAAAAAAUGAAUUACCUUCCCAUGGAAGUUGUAAACAACUUAAGGACUGGUAUGAGAGUCCGGGUGACACCACCUCCCAUACAUGUCAGAAGCUUUUAUUUAAUACAUCAGUAAGUGAAGGAGUUGUUCUAACCAAAUGCAAAAGCUAUCUUUAGCGAUGCUGACCUUUUUUUAACAUCAUAGGAUGCAAAGACUGAAGAGUCUUCAUCCGUGUGUUUGUCAUGGACUAAACGAAUUUGUUGUGUUUGUAUAAAAUGAAUCCUAAUAUAUACCCGAAUUGUGUAUUUUAAACAGAAACUCUUACAGGGAAAAAGUAGUCUGGAAAAGAGAGAGAGAUUUGUUGGAUUACUUCACUGUGUUUGUUUUUUUUCACCUCAUCUUGUCACGUUUUUGUUCUCAGUCUUUACGUGUCAAUGUUGUACAUUUUUCCUAAAUCAUGUCCGCCUGUUGUCAGCAUAAAUUGAGUCAAAACGCACCUUCUGUGAAUGAUGACUGGUACAGAAUUGGUGGUAACGUUUGCGAGUCGCUUAUCAUUAAAUAUCUGUUUCAAACGUCUUAAGACUAAAAUCCCACUUUUUGUUUCCACACUUCAAGGCUGCAAAAAAAAAAAAAAAAAAACCUUGCUCACUGAACACGCCAAUCAGAAUGAGACAAGGUAACGGACAACAAUAAUAGAGGAGAACGGGUGAUAAUUGUAUUCUCGUCAGAAGACACAUUUCAUUCCGUCUCGAACCUAACCCUUAAGUUAUUGGUGUUGUGUUACUAUAGCAACAGAACCAGCUGGCACUGUGUUGUACAUGCGUAAUGAAGAAAAUGUUACGUUUUCAGACCGGCAUUAAGACUCUUAAGUCUAUUUGAAGUUAAAAUUAUGAGCUAAACGGAGCAGUUUUGAAUGUGUUUUUUUCUGAACUUUGUCAUGUCAUGUUUGGUGAUUUUUCACAAGUGUAAAUGUAAGCUGUUUCCAAUCACCUUCCUUCCCAGCCUCACACACUCUGUAGUCACAACAUGUGUUUAAUUGUUAUUGUACAGUGUUUUUGAGCAAAGUGCUAAUUGCUUGAGUCAAUUUUCCCACUCUGUGUCACAGCUCAGGGAUCUCAAGCGGUGCAUUGUUGCAGAAAAAAAAGUCUACACAGAGCUAAAUUAUAGAUUUAUUUUUGAAAGUUGUCGUAUUUGUAUAUAUUAUUGAGAUUUGUAACAUUUUUGCCCUUUUUAAAAAAAAAAAAAAAAAAAAACAGUGUCAGAAUAGAACAUUUCCCUGAUGUUGCUUUUUUUUUGGCCUAAUAAAUUUAUGCUGUCAUGCA